Choloepus didactylus (southern two-toed sloth) is the source of this 3446-nucleotide messenger RNA. RefSeq names its product solute carrier family 2 member 9 (gene SLC2A9). Gene Ontology annotation, biological process: monosaccharide transmembrane transport. Gene Ontology annotation, molecular function: hexose transmembrane transporter activity. The transcript has 12 exons. The record is from RefSeq and is a predicted model, not a curated record. Gene Ontology annotation, cellular component: membrane. Bases 160 to 1827 code for a protein of 555 amino acids. NCBI's taxonomy places the organism in Eukaryota, Metazoa, Chordata, Mammalia, Pilosa, Megalonychidae.
GUACAAUUGCCACAUUUCCUGUUCAGACUUGAUUGCCCACCCUCCCAUGGACUCUGCCUCCUCUGGCCUGGAGAUGCCCUGGCAGAGUCCAGGGUUCCCGGAGUAGCUCCGGAGCUGAGCCGGCAGCGGGACCACUGGAGCCGACCCACAGAAUGAAACAUGGAUUCUGGGGACCUGACCUUAGCUCUCAGGCCGGGCUCUGGCUCGAGCAGCCCGCGGGUCCCAGGGGCUCUGGGGCCAGGGAGGGAGCUGCCCGAGUGUGAACGCCUACGGAGCAGAAGGCCAAGUGGAAGGAAAAGAAAGAACUGGUCCUGCUCGCUCAUCGUGGCCUCCCUGGUGGGCGCCUUCGGCUCCUCCUUCCUGUACGGGUACAGCCUGUCGGUGGUGAACGCCCCCGCGCCGUACAUCAAAGCCUUUUACAACGAAUCCUGGGAAAGAAGGCAUGGGCACCCAGCAGACUCCAACACUCUGACCCUGCUCUGGUCCGUGACGGUGUCCAUAUUCGCCAUCGGUGGACUCGUGGGGACAUUGAUGGUGAAGCCGAUUGGCAAGGUUCUUGGGAGGAAGUACACUUUGCUGGUCAACAAUGCGUUUGCAAUUUCCGCAGCACUGCUGAUGGCUUCUUCUCUCCUGGCUGGAGCCUUUGAAAUGCUCAUCCUGGGACGCUUCCUCAUGGGCGUGGAUGGAGGCAUUGCCCUCAGUGCACUCCCCAUGUACCUGAGUGAGAUCUCACCCAAGGAGAUCCGCGGCUCUCUGGGGCAGGUGACUGCCAUCUUCAUCUGCAUUGGCGUGUUCGCUGGGCAGCUGCUGGGCCUGCCUGAGCUGCUGGGAAAGGAGGCCCUGUGGCCAUACCUGUUUGGAGUGAUUGUCGUCCCUGCCUUCAUCCAGCUGGUGAGCCUGCCCUUUCUCCCGGAGAGCCCACGCUACCUGCUCUUUGAGAAGCACGACGAGGUGGGAGCUGUGAAAGCCUUCCAGACGUUCCUAGGCAAAGCAAACGUCUCCCAGGAAGUGGAGGAGGUCCUGGCAGAGAGCCGCACCUGGAGGAGCGUGCGCCUGACGUCCGUCCUGGAGCUGCUGAGGACGCCGUCUGUCCGCUGGCAGGUCAUCACCAUCAUCAUCACCAUGGCCUGCUACCAGCUCUGCGGCCUCAAUGCGAUUUGGUUCUAUACAAACAGCAUCUUUGGGGAAGCUGGGAUCCCUCCAGAAAAGAUCCCGUACAUCACGCUGAGCACGGGCGGCAUCGAGACCCUGGCUGCUGUCUUCUCUGGCUUGGUCAUCGAGCGCCUGGGACGGAGACCCCUCCUCAUUGGCGGCUUCGGGCUGAUGGCUCUCUUCUUUGGGGUCCUCACGGUCACACUGACGCUGCAGGACCAUGCCUCCUGGAUCCCUUACCUGAGCAUCGUGUGCAUCCUCGCCAUCAUUGCCGCCUUCUGCAGCGGCCCAGGUGGCAUCCCGUUCAUCUUGACCGGUGAAGUCUUCCAGCAGUCACAGCGGCCAGCAGCCUUCCUUGUCGCCGGCACGGUCAACUGGCUCUCCAACUUUGCUGUCGGGCUCCUCUUCCCCUUCCUUCAGAAAAGCCUGGACACCUACUGUUUCCUGGUGUUUGCGGCAAUCUGCAUCACGGGUGCUAUCUAUCUCUAUUUUGUCCUGCCAGAGACCAAAAACAGAACCCACGCAGAAAUCAGCCAGGCAUUUGCCAAAAGGAGCAAGGCAUACCCACCAGAGGAGAAAACUGACUCUGUUGUAAUUGAUGACAAGACAAAUGGAAGACCUGAAUCAGGUUCCUCCUCCACAAUGGACAAUCACAUCAAAAACAGGAUCGUCUAAGUGGAUGAUCUUUCCAUUUCAAGAAACCAAGGGUUUCCCCAUUUUUGGAGAACUCAAACUGAUUGAAGCCAUGCCAGCCUUAAAUUAUUGAGUAUAUAAAAAUAAACCUAUGCAUGGUAAUCUAACAUCACAACCAUUUGAAGAUUAUUCACAGCCGAAUCCCGCAAACUCUUCUGGAAGCUGGAAAGUGUCAUCCUGUUUCAGUAGACCCAACAUUCUUCUACAUAGAUUGAUUACUCAUGUGCAGAGUUGUUUUUCAGUUACUGAAAGAUAACUGGAAGUGGUGAGUCAGAGAGAAAGAUAUUUCCAUGAGCCUGGCCCCACAGGCUCCAUGCUUUACUGAAAGGUGUUAACUUUAUUCAAAUUAAUAGGCCUUCUUCAUCACUUAACCCCUGGUUUCAGAAUGGGGUGGCUCUACCAUAAGUAGCCUUGAGCUGCCCUCAGUCCAGCUCCUGAAGCCUCAGUGGAUCCUUGGCUUUGGAACUGAACGACAGCUUUCAGAAUUCAGUGGAUAGACUCUUUGUACCGCCUCAUAAAUUGUUAUCAAUCUUUUGCUCAGCCUUGUGGAUCUCAGGCUUGGGAAGGCCUGAUACCGACUCAGCAGCCUCCAGGCUCUACCCUUCCCAGGCUGUGUCCUGUGGGGCUCAAAACUUUCAGCUCUGAAGCUGUCUUCACCUAAGAGGAUUAGACUUCUGUGUGCUCACAGAGGACAUAAAGAGGAUCAAUAUGGGGAAGACCUAGAGAGGCAGCCAUAUGAAAUAAUUUUCCAGUAACUGGGGUUGGGACAGCAAAUUGAAUGCUGUUCAAAACAAUGUUGAGACCGACUCUGAGGCUAAGCCUGGGUUUGGUGGGAAAGAACUCUGUGACUGAUUGGCAAUGUCUGCCACAGGUCCAGUUAGGAGUGCAUCAGCACAUGUAUCCCAUGUUUGCUAACCUAGAAGAGAUUUGUCUGAAAAUGUAAUAAGCAGCCUUGUAAAAUCUUGAGUUCAUCAUCACUCAAAAUGUCCAAGAAAGGGCUGAAUGGUUGUUUGCCUUGAGUGUUGUUUAGGAAACCCAAGUGUCAAUUUUGGAGGAGAAUAAUAGAUAAUAUUUAAGAUCUCUCCAAUCUUAACAUGCUAGGGUUGUUUAGGUUAGAUCAACUUGGAUCCUGCCAUCGUAAUGUAUGUCUUGUGGUUGGGUGAUUCCCUGUGCCUGCCUCCAGAAUGAAACAAACUCACAGUGCCCAUCAGUAAAUGAAAGUGCACCUGAAUUCGCACCAAAGUGUUUGAAUUUAAUAUGCCACAGCAGAAGGAAUGGAACUAGAAAGGGAAGGCUCUGGACCUAGCAGCACCAUUGGAACUCUUCCAAUCAUACAUUCUUCAGUCUUCUGGGAUUGUUCUUGAUAAAGGCAGCUUUAGCCAGAACUUGAGUUCUGAUUUUCCCUCCUUGCUGAAAUUAUUUUUCAUCAUUGGACCUCUCCUUUUGUUCGUUGCCGACUCAUACAUCAUAUCAACCAGCUCUGGUUUGGCUGGAUAAUUUGGACAGGUUUGUCAACGUGGAGAGAAAGUGAUAUGAGGGAAAAAAAAUUGCCAGAGACCAAAAGAACAAAAUAAGUGUAAAAUAAAAAUCUGAUUUUUUAA